Periophthalmus magnuspinnatus is the source of this 4739-nucleotide messenger RNA. RefSeq names its product collagen, type XV, alpha 1b (gene col15a1b). The transcript has 44 exons. NCBI's taxonomy places the organism in Eukaryota, Metazoa, Chordata, Actinopteri, Gobiiformes, Gobiidae. The record is from RefSeq and is a predicted model, not a curated record. Bases 220 to 4176 code for a protein of 1318 amino acids.
CAAACUGAGGAGGUCUUUGUACUGGGACACAGGCACACAUCUAGAGGGGAGAGCGAGAGAGGGAAAGAGAGAGAGAGUGAGGGAGAGCGAGAGGGAGAGUGAGAGAGAGGGAGAGAAGUUUAGCCUGACUUCAGGUCUGCACUGCCACGGUCUGCAAUCCCAUCAUACACUCAUGCACUUAGAGCUCAAAUCUGGAUUAUAACUUCUCUUACUGGGAAAAUGAACAACCAGGGGUGGUCCCACACCCUGCACCUUGUCCUGCUGUGCUCACUGGGGACUGCCCUGCAGGUUAUUGAAGAACGAGGCUCCAGAGGACACUUGGACCUGACUGAGUUGAUAGGAGUCCCUCUUCCUCCCUCUGUCUCCUUCGCUCCUGGUUUUGAGGGUUUUCCAGCAUACAAGUUUGGGCCUGAAGCCAACAUCGGCCGGCUCACCAAGACUUUUAUCCCUGGCCCAUUCUACAGGGACUUCGCCAUCAUUGUCACAAUUCGACCAACGACCGCGAGAGGAGGGGUGCUGUUUGCCAUCACAGAUGCCCAGCAGAAGGUGGUGGAGCUGGGGCUGGCCCUCACUCCGGUGCGCGGGGGCCUCCAGAGCAUCCUGCUGUACUACACUGACAGAGAACAGGCCGCUCACAGUCAAAAAGCAGCUGCCUUCACUGUACCGCACAUGACGGACCAGUGGACGCGAUUUACGUUGGUUGUGGAGAGUGAAGAGGUGCGUCUGUACAUGGACUGUGGUGAAGCAGAGAGGACCACCUUCCAGCGCAGACCACACACACUCACUUUUUCACACAAUUCCGGCAUAUUUGUUGGAAACGCAGGAAGUACUGGCCUUGACAAGUUUGUGGGUUCCAUUCAGCAGCUUGUGAUAAGGGAGGACCCCAGAGCCGCGGAGGAGCAGUGUGAAGAUGAUGAUCCCUAUGCCUCAGGAUUCUCCAGUGGUGAUGAUUCUUUGGACGACAGGGAGGCAGAGGAGGAAAUUAUGAAGAACACACAGAGAAGAAAACCCAGCUUAGCACAGGAGGACAGUGUUCCGGUGAGCGCUCCACCCACUGAGGCCCCGCAGUCCAAACUAGAUGGAUACUCUGGUGAGAUGACUCCCACUAAGAGCACCGAACAUCUAAGAGAUUCUCAUAGGACUAAAGAGACUGAAGAGGGAGGCCACAAACUGAAGGGAGAGAGGGGCGAGCCAGGUCCACGGGGGCCACCCGGUCCUCCUGGCCCCCCUGGGUCCUCCUCAGCUCCAGGCAAAGGCCAACCAGGAUCCCGCGGCCCUCAAGGACCAACAGGGGCCCCAGGACUACCAGGGUUUCCAGGGAGAGAUGGCGAGCAGGGAACCAAAGGAGAAAAAGGAGAUCAAGGUCAAAGAGGGACUCAGGGAACACCAGGCCUACAUGGAGAAGCUGGAGCAAAAGGAGAGAAGGGAGAUCCAGGAGUGGGUUUGCCUGGUCCGCCUGGCCUUCCAGGACCCCCAGGACCACCCAGAUCACGCAGUGUACCAUAUGGAAACGAUGCACUGGGCUCUGGAUUUGGAGACCUCGACAUGGACACUGAAGUCAUCAGGGGACCUCCCGGCCCUCCCGGGCCACCUGGCCCUCCUGGCCCUCCCGCAUCCCACACAAUUCCUAAUGCAGAGGGACUCUCCCACAGUGGACCCCAGGGGCUCCCUGGAAAAGACGGUUUACAAGGAAGACCUGGAAUACCAAUUGUGGAGGAUUGGUUUAGUGGCUCUGGCUCCGGAGGGUCAGGUCUGAGCUCAGGGCUGGUCCCUGAACUGGACUCAGACCUGGGAUCUGGGUCCAAUUCUGAGUUCAGUUCUGAAUCCUCUUUUGACUUGAGUUCUGAGUUUGACUUUGGGUCCACUUCAGGUUCAGGCGAGGGACCAGCAGGAAAAGAUGGCGCUCCGGGUGUGCCAGGACAAAGGGGACAGAAAGGUGACCAAGGAUUGGCAGGCUUACCUGGACCAAAGGGUGAGUGUGGAUUAAUAGGCAGCACUGGUGCCAAAGGACUUGAAGGUCCCAGAGGCCCCCCUGGACAGAGGGGACCAGCGGGGCCCCCAGGGCCACCAGGGCCCCCGGGACUACCAGGAUCCAAGUUCUUUGUAGAGGAUAUGGAGGGAUCAGGAAAGAGUGACAUGCUGAUUGGUGCUGGAUUCAGAGGACCUCAGGGUUCUCCAGGUCUACCCGGUCCCAGAGGACCAAAGGGGGAAGACGGAGCCCCAGGUGCCCCAGGACUCUCAGUAAAGGGAGAGCCAGGCGACACAGGCCCAAUGGGUAUUCAAGGUCCAGCUGGACUACCAGGGGCGAGGGGAGCUAAAGGAGAAAAGGGCAGUCCAGGACUAAAGGGAGAGCCCGGCAAUGACGGACUCAGUAUCACAGGACCUCCUGGGCCUCCUGGACCUCCUGGGCCAAUAAUAAAUAUGGAGGAUCUACUCCUCAAUGUUACAGAUGGGAUAUUUAACUUCACUGUGAUCAAAGGACCACCUGGACCUGUGGGACCAGAAGGUUUGCCUGGCAGAGCUGGAUUUCCUGGACCUCGGGGACCAAAGGGAGACAUGGGCAGUCAAGGAGUUCAGGGUUUACCAGGCCUUAAGGGAGAGAAAGGGGAACCGGGAGUAACGAUUGCUGCUGAUGGAUCCAUCAUUUCAUCACCAAGAGGUCCUAUCGGGCCCAAGGGAGUAAAGGGUGAUCGUGGCUUGCCAGGUGCCACUGGACUUAUGGGUCCAAUUGGACCAACAGGUCAAAAAGGAGAGUAUGGAUUCCCUGGUCGUUCAGGACGACCUGGUGUGCCUGGAAGAAAAGGAGAGAAAGGGGAUUCUGCUGGCCCACCGGGCCCACCUGGCCCUCCUGGCCCACCUGGAAUCCCAGGAAGCAUUGUUGGGCUGAAUGGGACAGUGUUCCCGGUGCGCCCCCGACCGCACUGCAAACCGGGCCGAGGCUCAUAUUCACUAGGCGCCAAAGGAGACAAAGGAGAGGCAGGAUUACCCGGGGAGCCUGCCGUAUUUGGUCUUCCAGAUGGAGCCGAGCUGCGUCGAGGUGAAAAGGGUGAGGAGGGCUACAGAGGGCAGAAAGGAGAGAAGGGUGACAUGGGUCCUCCUGGUCCUCCAGGGUUGCCAGGACGAUCAGGACUGGUGGGUCCAAAGGGUGAGUCUGUGGUGGGUCCUCCUGGUCCUGUUGGUCCUCCAGGACUGCCUGGUGCUGCAGGGAUCGGACGUCCAGGUGCAAGAGGUCCUCCAGGGCCUCCUGGACCUCCAGGGUCAGCCUUUUCCUAUGGAUCAGUUACUCUUCCUGGUCCACCUGGUCCCCCUGGUCCCCCCGGGACUCCAGGAUAUACAAAUCCGAUCACAACAUACAAGAGCCUCCACGCUCUGAGCAGAGAGACCCACCGAGCUGCAGAGGGAACGCUGGCCUAUGUGUCAGAGAGGGGUGGGGAGCUGUACAUCAGGACACGCCACGGCUGGAAAAAAAUACAGCUUGGAGAGUUGAUCCAUUCGCCUUCAGCUGCGUCUCAGGCUUUGAGUCGACCUGGGGACUGGGGCAGACCUCCUAGGAUCCAUAGCCAGGAGCUGCAGGAGAGUGACAGGGGCUACCAGCCCAGCUAUAAUGUGCUGCCACAGACCUUCAACGCGGUCCCAGGGCUUCAUCUGGUUGCUUUGAACACACCUCUGAAGGGUGACAUGCGGGGCAUCAGGGGGGCAGACUUCCAGUGCUACCAGCAGGCUCGCUCCAUGGGGCUGACCACCACAUACAGAGCGUUUCUCUCCUCACACCUCCAGGACCUGGCCACUGUAGUUAGAAAGGCAGACCGCAGUGACAUGCCUGUGGUUAAUAUGAGGGGAGAAGUCUUAUUCGACAGCUGGAUGUCCAUCUUCUCUGGGAACGGAGGAGUCUUCAACCCCUCUGUCCCCAUUUACUCCUUUGAUGGACGCAACGUUCUGACUGACCCUGCAUGGCCAGAGAAGCUGAUUUGGCAUGGCUCCAGUUCGGUGGGCAUCAGACUGACCACAAACUACUGUGAGGCCUGGAGGACAGCGGAUAUGGCAGUGACGGGACAGGCCGCUCUGCUCCAGUCUGGACGUCUCCUGGGACAACACACGCGUGCCUGCUCCAACCACUACAUUGUACUUUGUAUAGAGAACACCUAUGUGGGCCACAAUAAUCCAAAAAGGACCUGAACACUGAAAACAGACAGAAUGGAGCUCCAUGAAGCAAGCCACAUUUAUUCAACAAAUUCAGGCACAUACACCGUACAAAAUGACACUGUUGACACGAGGGACAAAGCGAAAGGGCACUUCUCAAGAUGGCUACUAAUGUAGAAGUAUAGCAUUACAGAGUUACAGUGACUUUUUAACAACCAAGUUUUUUUUUCCUUUUUUGAAAUCUAGGCCUAGUUUUUGUGUAAUUAUCAGUAUUAAAUCCCACACUGUCUUGUUGAUGCAGCUAGAUUAAGUUGUCUUGCUUAGUUUUGUCCAUUAAUGGUAUAGAUAAUUGGAAAAUGCAUUACCUCUCUCCCAUUUUGUUAUGUGACCAAGGCUUGCACAGGGUGUAACAAAGUAUAUUUACUGUAGUGUUACCAUCAUUACAAAUAGGUUAACAUGGUUCAACCUAAUUUGUAAAGCCCUCAAUGUAUGUCCGAACCUGCCUUUAUUUUAUCAAUGUGAUUCACUGCAAUAACAGUUACUAGUGUAGGUAGGUCCCAUCAAAAGGAAACUGUUCUGUCCUUAAAGUAUAUUUUUUG